This is a messenger RNA of Pyrenophora tritici-repentis Pt-1C-BFP, 1377 nucleotides long. Its product is annotated as Cyclin multi-domain protein. The record is from RefSeq and is a predicted model, not a curated record. Gene Ontology annotation, cellular component: nucleus; cyclin-dependent protein kinase holoenzyme complex. Gene Ontology annotation, biological process: regulation of cyclin-dependent protein serine/threonine kinase activity. NCBI's taxonomy places the organism in Eukaryota, Fungi, Ascomycota, Dothideomycetes, Pleosporales, Pleosporaceae. Gene Ontology annotation, molecular function: cyclin-dependent protein serine/threonine kinase regulator activity; protein kinase binding.
AUGUUUGGCGGCGGCAGCACCCAUCAGCCGCCACAGGAUUCGCCUGCCGUGCAUCACACUCCCGUGCGGCCAUCGUCUACAUCGAGCGCCAAUGCGCGUGUCGUAGUUCCGCCUUCUGAUGUUGCCAUGGCCGAUUCGGGAGCCCCGCAGUCGAGCUCAACACCAGGCCAGCCAUCACAGCAACACAGCAGCCCCCACAACACCACCACGGGCACUCCCGCUUCCCAGCACCCAGUUCCAACCCCUCCCAGCCCUCGCUUCCGCCCGCAUUCACAGCCUGAUAACGCGAACCCCGCCUCGGGCACCCUGACAAACUCUCGAACUGUCUCGGCCUGUGUUCCAGCUCCGCUCCAGCCCUCACCAGCACAGUCUUUGCGUUCUCCUGCAGCCUCGCCCACUCGUAUCAAGGUCAAGAGCCUGUCGCAUAUCCAGAGCUUUGCAAUCGACGACUCCAGUCCAUUCUCUCAGACCCGAUCGCUGGCCCGGCGCCAGCGAAGAGACCCGGCAGAUGUCGGUCCUCAAUACGAGAUUAGCGAAAUGCCCGUGUCGGACAUCAUUGAGAUGGUGGCUGGCUUGCUGACCAAGAUCACGACGACCAACGAUCGCCAACACGACCACCUACACCGCCAGAUCCCACCACCAGAGGGCACAUCAGGCCUGAGCCAGCAGACCACCAGCGUGCUGGCCUUCCACGGCAAGAACGUCCCCAGCAUCUCCAUUCUCAGCUAUCUCAGCAGGAUCCACAAGUAUUGCCCUACCACGUACGAAGUCUUCCUAAGUCUUCUCGUCUACUUCGACAGAAUGACAGAGAGGGUAAAUGCAGGCCCAAUGUCUGGUCUUCGCAAGGCUAACCAACAGUCUGUCGAACAAUCGAAAAGCACAGUGUCAGCAAAUUCUACUUCAGAAGCAUCGCGGCCAGCGUCCACUUCGGCUCAAGCAGCCACACCUCCCCCAUCAGGAUCUCUGGGCAAGCCCUCUGAAGCACCAAGCCAAGGUCCCCAACCGCCUUCUCCACCUCAACAGGAUCUGGAGACAGACGCACUUAAUCUUUCUCACUUCUUCGUUGUCGAUAGCUUCAAUAUUCAUCGUCUCGUCAUAGCUGGUGUCACAUGUGCGAGCAAAUUCUUCUCCGAUGUGUUUUACACAAACUCGAGAUAUGCAAAGGUCGGCGGUUUACCGUUGGUGGAACUCAAUCAUUUGGAAUUACAAUUUCUCUUGUUAAAUGACUUCCGCCUUGCAGUACCGCUAGAAGAGAUGGAGGCCUAUGGGACCAUGCUGGUCGAAUUUUACGCACGCGAGGUGGCAGAGCAACACGAACGAGAGAAUGCUGGGAAAUACUAAUCACGUAACCGACUUCACGUUCGCACACCACAAAAU